GCCAGGAUCAAUCAAAGUCAACUGCGCUGCUAGGCUACCAUGCUCAUUUGAUUGUUAGGAAUCAAGCCUUGCGAGCUACUGUGACGGAUCUAAAUCCUCUGGAACCCUUGCGUUACAACCGUUUGCUGUCGCGUUCUUCCAUAUUCACGCAACUCCAAAGUCACACAGCUAUGAACGUCGAAUACAUACACUUCCCUACAAUAUCAACUUCGGAGAAGCCGAUUUGAAAUUUGAAAGAAGACGGGAUAUUGGCGGCGUGUUAGGCGGGAGUUGGAGUCGGGGAUAUUACGGUGAAAGGCAUCCAUCCCAAGGGCAGUCAACUUCCUCGCGUACCAGUACACCAUGCUCAGAAUCGUCUCGCUCUUUCUUCUCUGCGUUGUGUCCUAUCGGGUUGAUGCGAUAUCGCCUAUCUCGGUGAAGGGUACCAAACUAUACGAUGAGGAUGGCAAUCAAUUCUUCGUCAAAGGUAUUGCGUACAGUAGGACUAACUCGGCGAUUGUGGAUGUCUUGGCCGAUACGAACCAGUGCCAAGUCGACGCAGGCCUGAUGAAGAACCUGGGUGUAAACACGAUUCGUGUCUAUAUAGUCGAUGGCUUGGAAAGCCAUGAUGGGUGCAUGCAAGCGUUUGAAAGCCAAGGCAUCUAUGUGUGGCUUGAUUUGCUCACACCGAUGGUGGCGUUCAACCGCGAACAUCCUGAGUGGACAAUGGCCAUGUACAACAAUUGGACAGCCACAAUCGAUGCUUUCGCUGGCUACGAUAAUAUUCUAUUUUUCACUGUCGGGAACGAGGUUAUCAACGAUAUUGACUCGACCAAGUGCGCACCAUAUAUUAAAGCGGCGGUACGAGAUAUCAAGGCCUUCCGCGACGCCCGAGGGUACCGCCCUAUCCCCAUUGCGUACAGCGCAGCGGACAUCAUCAAUUUUCGGCAGUCGACGGCGGAAUACUUAGCCUGUGGCGAUCCGAGCGACGGGAUCGACGUAUUCGGCAUGAACAUGUAUAGCUGGUGCGGCAACUCGAGCAUAUACUCCUCAGGCUACGACGUGCUGUACGAGGAAUAUCAGGCGAUGAAUAUCCCCGUGCUAUUCUCGGAAACGGGCUGCAAGCCAGAGAGUGACACGCGAAACUUUGACGAGGUGUCAGCCAUGCUGGGCCCCGUCUUCCAGGCCGUUUUUUCGGGCACCGUCGUGUACGAGUGGAAAUAUGAAGCCAAUGAGUACGGCAUCGUAAAUUAUACCAAUGGCGACAACAAGGGCUUUCCAACCACGCUGCCGGAGUACAACUCGCUGCGCACCGUCCUCUCGACUGCCAAUCCCACCGGCACUACCAUGAAGGACUACACCCCUUCCAAUACUGCCCCCGUAUGCCCCAAGUCAGACCAUGAUUGGCGCGUGGAUGCAAACGCUGCACUUCCCACCAUCGCGGGACUCAAGACCGAGUCCGUAACAGCACGUACCACCAUCAGCGGGACCUCAACAGCCACGCAGACGGGAACCGCAGCAGCCGUAGAUUCAGGGCAACCAUCCGGCACGUCAUUCUCUUCCGCUGGAAAUGGCCAGGUCGGCGGGGGAGCAAGCGACAGCGAUAACAGGAGUCUUGCCACAGGCGUCAUUGCCGGCAUCGCAGUCGGCGGUAUCGCUGCAGGGGCCGCCGCCAUGUUCGCAGCAUUCUUCAUCUUCCGCAAGCGGAAAACAGCUAAAAGGCAGCAGCAGGAGGCGCAAACUGCGAUAGCAAACUACCAGAAUGGGAGCGGCGACGAAACUCACAUUUACAAGAAAGAGUUGCCGGCGGACUCAGCCGGACAUUACGCGCCAAAACAGGAACUGCCUAACGAUAAUAUGAUACAUGAGCUUGGACAUGACGAACGCCGGAUAUAUCAUGAGAUGGAUGGAAAUGCGCCGGCGGAGGAUAAUAUACAUGAUCGAGGAGAAUGAAGGAGUCUGGACAUGACGUUUGUAUAAAAGAGAUAUGUACAUAGGAACGGAAC
Messenger RNA from Pseudomassariella vexata, 1985 nucleotides. RefSeq names its product Glucanosyltransferase-domain-containing protein. Gene Ontology annotation, cellular component: cytoplasm; fungal-type cell wall. Gene Ontology annotation, biological process: fungal-type cell wall (1->3)-beta-D-glucan biosynthetic process. NCBI's taxonomy places the organism in Eukaryota, Fungi, Ascomycota, Sordariomycetes, Amphisphaeriales, Pseudomassariaceae. The record is from RefSeq and is a predicted model, not a curated record. The transcript has 4 exons. Bases 343 to 1932 code for a protein of 529 amino acids. Gene Ontology annotation, molecular function: 1,3-beta-glucanosyltransferase activity.